Molecule: messenger RNA, 3809 nt
Organism: Onychostoma macrolepis
Lineage: Eukaryota; Metazoa; Chordata; Actinopteri; Cypriniformes; Cyprinidae
Gene: appl2
Product: adaptor protein, phosphotyrosine interaction, PH domain and leucine zipper containing 2
Exons: 21
Coding region: 111-2198 (695 amino acids)
Biological process (GO): signaling
Cellular component (GO): cytoplasm; endosome membrane
Molecular function (GO): protein binding
Source: RefSeq, a predicted model, not a curated record
UUUGAGUUCCCCAUGACAAAAUACGUUUUAAAUGACUAUUUACGGCGCUAUAUUUAUGUGUAUUUUUGCAGCAGAUUCAAUUCUAGUAAAAUAGGACUUCAUUUCCCAGCAUGCAACCAAAGCAGUUCCGGAUCGAGCAGCAGUAUGCUGGGAAAUGUAGUCCUCAUCUCUGUAUUCCGUUCCCACCGUCUCCGACGCGAAAGAUGCCGGCCGUACACCACAAAUUAUUACUCGAGGAGGCCUUGCAAGACAGUCCGCAGACGCGGUCCUUGCUCAGUGUGUUUGAAGAGGAUGCAGGCACGCUCACUAACUACACAAACCAGCUGCUCCAGUCUAUGCAGAGAGUGUUUGGAGCACAGAAUGAAAUGGCUCUGGCGACAGAACAGCUAUCUAAGCAGCUCUUGGAAUAUGAGAAACAGAAUUUUGCUCUGGCCAAGGGCGAUGAAGAGGUGAUCAACACUUUACAGCACUUCGCCAAAAGCGUGGAAGAGCUGAACUCUCUGCACACUGAACUGGCAACUCAGAUUGCUGACAAGAUGGUGUUUCCCAUGGUGCAAUUCAGAGAGAAGGACCUUACAGAGAUCAGCACAUUGAAGGAGAUAUUCGGCAUCGCCAGUGAUGAGCAUGAAGCUGCCAUGGUGAAAUAUAGUCGUUUACCUAAAAAGAGAGAAAAUGAAAAGAUAAAAGCCGAGGUGGUGAGAGAGGUGGCGUAUUGCCGCAGGAAGCAGCAUCAGGCCGCUAUGCAGUAUUAUUGCGCUCUGAACGCGCUGCAGUACAGGAAGAGAGUGGCCAUGCUGGAGCCAAUGCUGGGAUACACACACGCUCAGAUAAAUUUCUUUAAGAAGGGGAUGGAGCUGGUGUCGAAGAAGAUGGACAGUUUUCUAAGCUCAGUUUCUAGCAUGAAUCAGAGUAUUGAGUCUCAGUUAGAGGUGGAAGCAGAGGUCAUGCGCUCGUCUCAGAGAGAGCUCCUGUCCGUGGACGACACCAUCUACAUGCCGGAUCACGAUCAGGUCCCCGUGAAUCGCGCCCUCAUCCAGAAAGCCGGUUACCUCAACAUCAGGAAUAAGACGGGUCUGGUGACGACGGCGUGGGACCGCUUGUUCUUCUUCUCGCAGGGCGGUAAUCUAAUGUGUCAGCCACGGGGCGCGGUGGCAGGCGGGAUGGUCCUGGAUCUGGACAACAGUUCUGUCAUGGCCAUCGAGUGUGAGGACCGCCGCUACUGCUUCCAGAUCACUUCACCCAAUGGCAAAACGUCUCUGAUUCUUCAGGCUGAGAGUAAGAAGGAAUACGAAGAGUGGAUUUGCACCCUCAACAACAUUUCCAGACAAAUUUAUCUAACUGACAAUCCAGAGGCUGUGGCGAUCAGGUUGCAUCAGACGGCCCUCCAGGCUGUGACGCCCAUCACCAGCUUUGAGAAGAGAGCAGAGGGUUCUCCUAACCCCGACCGAGCGAAACCAGGCGGUGUGACCUCUAGAGAGCCUCAGAAACCCCCUACGACCCUGGAGCCUGAAGAUCUGAUCGUCCCAGGAACACCAAUCCAGUUUGACAUUGUGCUGCCUGCAUCUGAGUUCCUGGACCAGAACCGAGCUGGAGCGAGACGCACAAACCCCUUCGGUGAGACGGAGGAUGAUGACGGUGCUUCAGACACACACGAUUCGCUCCUGCAGCAGGUGUUUGCCGUGCGGUUCUUGGGUUCGAUGGCCGUUCGGGCCGGUCACACACAGGAAGUGAUCUAUGAAGCCAUGAGGCAGGUUCUCGCCGCUCGUGCAAUUCACAACAUCUUCAAAACCACCGAAUCCCACCUGAUGGUCUCCAGUAGCUGCAUCAGAUUGAUCGAUCCACAGACACAGGUCACCAAAAUCAGUUUCCAGCUGAAGGACGUGACUCAGUUUGCCGCCCAUCAGGAGAACAGCAGGCUGAUGGGGUUUGUUCUGCAGGGGAGCGACUGGAGCAACGGAGGCGAGGAUCAACCCUCCUUCAGCGUGUUUGUGUUUGAGAGCAACACUGAAGGAGAGAAGAUUUGUUACACAAUAAACCUGGGGAAGGAUAUCUCUGAGGCAAAGAAGGACCCUGAAGCUCUGGCGCAGCUGAUGAAGUCCAUGCCCCUGACAAACGAUGGCAAGUUUUUGCUGCUGGAGAGCGAGACGGGAGACGAAGCGGAAGCAGCCGGAACGGACGAGCAGGAGUCGGAGGCCUGAUCUGAACACACACACACACACACACACACACACACACACACACACACACACACACACUCACACUCCCGUUUCCUGCUGCUGUUCUCCUGUCCUCCCCUCACAUCUCCAGACAGACUAAUGAAGGAAAGGCAGGUGAUCGAGUGAACAUGGCUCAUUCGUUUAGCACUUACCAAGUUUUACAUGCUUAUGAUGAAGGUUAAAGGCUUGUUUUAACCCAUCAGACACGAGUUUACAAGCUAAAGGAAUAAUUCACCCAAAAAUGAGAAUUCUCAUCAUUUCUUCAGUGAAUAACGGCUUAACAUUUGGUUUGGUCCUCAUGGAAGGGUAUUGCAUGACUCUGAAUAUAGUGCUCGAGUACUAUAAACCAAUUUUAUUAUACGUUAAUGGUACGUUUAGGAGUUCAACAGUGUAAAUUAAUGUUUCAGUUUGUUUGUGUGGAAAAAAGCAACUCAGUUUUCAUUUUUGGGUGUACUGUCACUUUAAGAAAAGAGUCUUUUAUUUGCAUCUAUUGUCAUUUAAACUUCAUUACUGUUAAAAUCGUUUUCUAAUGUCAGAUGCUGUUUCAGCUACAAACUGAUUUCUUUUUUUAUAAUAGUUGAUUCUGUUGCCUAUAAUACAGGAAGGUUUCAGAUUUCUCACUACAUAAGCAAACAACCAUGAAACCUGAACAUUUAUGUGCACUUUCUUACUUCCUGUUGCAUCUGACAUGUUAAAUGCUGAUUUUCAUAAUCCUUUACAUUCCAUUAAGCUACCAUUACACUUUAAUUGUGAUGCAGUUUUUAAUUAAGUUUUGCAAAACUGGUAUGAACCCCAAUUUGCAUACUAGCAACUAUUUAGUCUGCAAGAUUAGCGACGUUUUGAAAUAUGCAUUCAUGCAUGCUAAUACUGCUUCAGAAAAUACAUUUGUGUUGUUGGUAAUUUCUGAAUGCAUGAACAUAAACGUUAAUUAAUAAUUCACCCAAAAAAUUUUAAUUAGCUUAAAAUGCACUCAUCCAAGAUGUAGAUGAGUUUGUUUCUUCAUCAGAUUUGGAGAAAUCUAGCAUUACAUCACUUGCUCACCAAGUGAUCCUCUGCAGUGAAUGGGUGCCGUCAAAAUGAGGAAGUGUUGUUGUAUACAAGGAAUUAAAUAUAUAUUUUAGUUGGUGGUGAAGGUUUAAAGCUAAAACGUCUUGAUAGAUUCGUUUAUUAUAAACAUGCACUUCACAAGACAUUAACUGAUUUAUUUAUCUUGUGGAUUAUUGUGAUGUUUUUAUCAGCUGCUUGGACUCUCAUUCUGACGGCACCCAUUCACUGCAGAGGAUCCAUUGGUGAGCAUGUGAUGUUUAAUGCUACAUUUCUCCAAAUCUGUUCUGAUGAAGAAACAAACUCAUCUACAUCUUCAAUUGCAUGAGGGAGAGCAAAUUUCAGCUAAUUUUCUUUUUUUUUCAGAUAAUCUGUUCCUUUAAGGUAACUUAAAAAUCUUACAUGCAGAUAUUAUGAUUAAAGUUGCAAUUUUUCGACUUGCUAGAUAAAUGUACUUCACAUUUAUGUUGUGUGCAGAUUGGGAUUUAGCAGAAUGCAAAACAAAAUUACACUUAUUUGUCUAUAUUUUUGGUUUUAAUAUUUUAAAAA